Molecule: messenger RNA, 4901 nt
Organism: Rhipicephalus microplus (southern cattle tick)
Lineage: Eukaryota; Metazoa; Arthropoda; Arachnida; Ixodida; Ixodidae
Biological process (GO): regulation of transcription by RNA polymerase II
Cellular component (GO): RNA polymerase II transcription regulator complex
Molecular function (GO): RNA polymerase II cis-regulatory region sequence-specific DNA binding; DNA-binding transcription factor activity, RNA polymerase II-specific
Source: RefSeq, a predicted model, not a curated record
UCCACGUGUCGUAUCCUGCGACGUCCCCUCCCCGGAUCUUCGCCGUUCACUUUUUUUCCUCUCCGCAGUGUGAGGCUUUCGCUAAUCCGACGACGUCUGGCAUGGCGCGGACGUGCGCCGCCGAUGCCGUUGACUUCUUACACGUCGUGGGCGUUUUGUUUUGCACCUGUGAGUGUGUGUGUCUGUGCGUGCCUUACGUGGGCACGUUUGUGCGACGGUGAGUGGAUUCAGCGAGGUCGGCGGGAAUUCCGUUGAGACGUCCGUCCUCCGUGUGAGUGAAUGAUCGAGGGACGAGCAGUGGUGGCCGCGACGGCGGUUGCUUCCCCAACAGCCGAAGCGGUGAAGGGAAAUGCUUCGUGAUAUCUCUUAGAGGAACGACGCCGUGUCUGAAUACCGUCUCCCGCCGGGCGGCACCAGCCAGAACGCCAUGUUCGUCAAAAUGAGGGAGCCCCUUGCGGACGAUGUCUUCAGCCCCGAAUCAUCACCCAAGCGGCUGUGCCUUGACACCGAGUCGCGGAACUCUUGCGACGUAGACACCAUAGCCCGCAUCAUGACACCCACGCCGCCGCCCGAGUCCCCCAUGAAGCAGCCUCUCCAGGACGUCACCCUCCGUUGUAACAACAGUGGCAGCUCGUCGCCCUCGCUGCCGCCUUCGCCCGGCACCCCCACUAAGUCAGUGAACAACUUCUCGAGGAGUCCGUUGGAUGACCCCAUGACGCCGACGGCUCGACUCAAGCUCUUGUCCCGCCUGGCAGCCGAGCGAUUGCCCUAUGCGAGUGGCGAAAACGGAAUGGAUGACGAGCUCUCCAACCACAGCAGCAACUCUGAGAACCAGAGGCCGACCAGUCGAAAAGAGAAGUCCCUUGGCUUGCUUUGUCAGUCAUUCCUGGCCCUUUAUCCGGAGUACACGGAACCGUCGGACGUCGUUAUCGUGUCUCUAGACGAAGCCGCCAAACACUUGAGUGAGUGUUGCAACAGGGAGACCAAACAUGUGGAGAGGCGGCGAGUGUACGACAUUGUCAACGUUCUCGAGAGUGUCGGCAUGGUCACCAAAGAGGCCAAGAACAAGUACCGCUGGUUUGGCAAAGGGGCGCUGCUGGACACCCUGCCAAAACUCAAGGCUCUCUCCGAGAAAAGCAACAUGGCUGGCCAAAUCCACUCGGUGAAGGACUUUGAGUUUAACCAUUCCCUCGAGAUGAGCAGCCAGCUGUUUGUGGUGCCCUCCAACGAGGCCAUCAACUCUGGGCGGGUCACGGCGGCAUCCAUGGUCGGUGACAACGGAAAGCUGGGCGAAGGCGGUGGUGCGGCUGCCGUGCAGGACGUGGAACUGCGCCGAGAAAAAUCCAUGGGCAUCAUGAGUCAGCGCUUUCUGAUGCUCUUCCUGACGUCGCCGCCGAAAACCGUAAGCCUGGAUUUGGCUGCCAAAGUGCUCAUCGGGGACCCCACCGUUGACAAGACGCAGUCUAUAGUCUAUAAGACCAAGAUUCGGCGGCUAUACGACAUUGCCAACAUCCUGACAAGCCUGGGACUCAUCCGCAAGGUCACGGUGACGGAGUCCCGGGGCCGCAAGAGCGCAUUUAAGUACAUCGGUCCUGACAUUAGCACGGCCAGCACGGACGAAGAUGUUCAGGUCCAGACACAGUCACGGCACUCUCUUGUGGCCACUGGAUUUUCGUUCAAGAAAAUCUCCAAGUCAAAAGCAGAUGACAAUGCAACAUUGAGGUCGCGGUCUCCGGGUUCCAACAAGUGCACCGCUCAAGUUCUGGAGCUGCUGCAGAGAACACAAGAACGUACGAAGCGCGGCCCAUCGCGGCUGAUGCGUACACACAGCGACGACGUUUCAGCACCUUCGCGGAAGUGUCGGCGUGGAUCCCAGACGGCUGCGGCUUCCAAGCCCGCGUCGUCGUCAAAGACGCUGGCGCGACAUGCCAGCUUCCACGACAUCUGCGAGGUCGCCGAGAUGGAGCGGCGCCGUCUGUACUCCGAAGAAGAAGAGAGCCAUUCAUCCACCCGAGACAGAUUGUUCGGGGACGCCAAUGCUGUGACCGGUGCUAACAAGUCCUCUGGUGGAGUGGAAUCUGCAGUUGGUGGAGCUUCCCCAGGCAAGUCACCUGCUUCUAACUCUAAACAGGCUGAAGCCAAGGAGGGCGAACCGAGUGGCUCGACCGAGUCGCACGUGAUCACCCUGUCGGAAGAGCAGUAUAGGAGUUUGCUGCAAUCGCUGAACCUGCCGAUCCACUCCAAGCCCAUCAUCAGCAUUCAGCAAGAGAAGAAGGCCGAAACACCAUGCAAGUGUUUGGGCGGCCAGCAGCCGCAGACUCCCCAGCCAGCUGUGCCACAACCAAUGCCGGCACAGCAAACAUUGGUGAUGCAGGCACCAGCAGUGCAGACGUCAGCAGCGCAGACGUCAGCAGCGCAGACGACGGCAGUGCAGACGCCGGUGCCUGUUGUACCAGCACAGCAGACACCAGGGCAGCAAACAACUACCGUGCUGGCCGCGACUGAAGUGUCGACUAUUUUGACUCCCACGUUCCGCUGGAUCAUCGAGCACGACCAGCGGACGCCGUCGGGGAGUGGUGCCACAGAAGAGGUGAUCACGGCAGUGGCUCUGCCAGCCGCUGCCCGGAAACUGACGUAUGACAGCGCUCCGACCACGCCGGCUUCUCCGGGAGCCGCCGAGGAGAGUGUGGUCCUCAGUGUAACGGCGGCAGAUGCGACAGACGACUCGGCCAUCACGCUGCCAGCUACAACAACCGGGCCAGCAGCUGGCACAGUAACGCCGCUUACCCCUAACUACUACGCGUGUUUUGUUCGCGGUCCCUCAUCCUCGCCCGAGGUGUUGCCUCUGGUCACUACAGGCACGUCUUCCUCUUCGCCGCAGAUACCCAUUUUCUCACCAACCAAUUGCAUGCUCACGCUGUCGCCCGUCGUUCUCGGGGCGGCGCACCACGGCCAAGCGGCGAUGUCGACGAUCACUCUCCCGGCGGGAACGAGGCUCUUGACUGCCACCACGCCGGCAGCAGCACCGGCAGCUCCUGAGAAAAAGGCUUCUACGGCUGCGCGUAAGUUAACGCUAACAAAGUAGGCACAUUAUUUAAAAAGCGCUAGUUAUCCUCAGCAAAAUCUGCCGGUGAACCUUCACGUUUUUGCGCUGGUGGCUAUGGAAAAAUUUUCAGACGGAAUUCAAGUGCACAAGACAUACAAGAAAAAAAUUAUUGACAAAUAAGAAACAAGAUGUUUAAAUUGAAGACUUUGGGAUGCAGUGGAGCUUAAAUUACUAACGGCUUAGCUCAAGGUACUGUCUGGUCAGUCGAAAAACACUUCGAGGUGACUCGGGAUCUAGUGGUGUGGCUGUUACGAACAGAAUCUGAACUGGCAUGGCAUGUGCUGUAACUUGCGGUGCGAUUUCAUCUGCUGCAUCUGCAGUGCAAGCGACGUUGACGAAGCAAAGCAACGAGGGGCUCCAAUGCCGCUGGAUCAUUUUUCGCUCUGUGGCCACGCGCCGUCCGCCCCCCUCGAGCAACGCCCCGAACGAGUGAAGAGGUCUGUUUCGUUCCUCAAUCGUUAUGCAACAACGGGUGUGGUGAGGCGUUCCUUUCGUGGGCUACAAAGCAUGCGUGUGUGCGGUGUACGACGUUCACAGAUCUCUCCGCGCUUCUUCAAUGCACCAUCAAGGGGAGGUUAACAGAAGACGUGUGGUGUGCAGAGUGUGUUGGGAUUGGAAAGUUUUGUGCUUCUUUCACGGUGCGAUGGAACACCGAUGAAAGGACGGCAGUCGUGCUUUGUACCGCGCGUCGAGAAAUGUGACCAAGUGAAGUUUCGUGGCGUAUCCACCGCAGUCCAACUGUUCUGAAGUGUUCCCAGCUUCUAAAGUCUGAGGAUUCAUCAAACUUGGCCACUGUUCUCGUGUAUGUGCUACGUGUUUGCGUGCCACACGAUGUUGUUCUGCUACGUGAGCGUCUUACUGCAGCAGCACAAAAGAUGCACCGAGAACGCCGAACCUUUCGAGAUCCGAGUGCAAGGUGCAACUGAAAAGUUUUGCCGCAACGUUGCGGCCACAUCAUUAGCCUUCAAACAUUUUUGUGCCGUCGGCUGCUUCUGCACAUAUGCCAUUGUGCAAAAGCUGCACACCCUUGUCUUGUUGUCGAGCUUAACGUGUCUUUUUUUUUUUUUGUUAUUUUUAAAUGUUCAAGAGAUGUUUUUUUUUUUUUUUUCAAUUUACUUCACCACUUGUUACGCGCCCGGUAUUACUGUUUGGGCAUUGUUGGGGAGUGGCGAGCUCAAAGGCCCUCAAAGGGUUUUAGGCUUGGCUGACGUUGCCAUCCAUGACAUUUCAUUUUUGCCCAAUUUGGUAUUCUCGUCAUGAUUCUCAUUUUCCUGUCACCUUUUUUUUUUGUUUCAUCAAGCACAUCACUUUUGGGUUUGAUUUGAAAGGGUUGUUUAAAGUUCAUACUUAGUCACUGUUCAGGCAUGGAAAGAAGGGUAUAGGUUCAGGGCGUCCCACACCGCAUGCCCACUGUCAUAUUAUUUGUUGUUGUUUUUUUAAGUGGUAAUGGUUCCGGGAUGAAUGUGCAUUCCCACUGGGCAGCACGUCAGUGUUGACUUUUAUUUAUUUGCACAGGCACUUGUAAAUAGUAGUCCUAAAACAUUCAUGAUUCUUCUUCCCGCUCCAAUUUUCGCGACGUCAGUGACUGUCAGAGAAUUCUUCUGGACUUUCUGUCAAGACUGCUUAGUUUCACCGUACGAAAUUGGCUGUUUAUUUUAUUCUUUUUUUUUUUUUGGCUGAUUGGUCACUGAUGUAAAACCCUCUUAUCCUUGAUGUAGCUUUGCAGAGAAGCGAUGAAUUCAACUAAGAAAUAAAGUACUAUAUAAGUGCCAAGUCUUUGGCUUGGCGAAUGGAA